AUGACGACCCCGAUACCCCAGCCGCCUGCAAUUCCGUUUCUAGGAAACCUUACGAAUAUCGAGAAGGAAGUUCCCUUGCGAUCUUUCGAACUGCUGGCAAAGCAGUAUGGAGAUAUCUAUCGAUUGAACGUUCUCGGAAGAGAGAUCGUGGUCGUGACCAGCUAUAAGCUCGUUAACGAGGUUUCGGAUGAAAAAAGGUUCCACAAAUCUGUUUCCGCCCCCCUUCGUGAAGUGCGAAAUCUAGUGGGAGAUGGGUUAUUCACUGCAUUCCAAGGAGAGCCCAACUGGGCCAUUGCUCAUCGCCUGCUUAUGCCCGCAUUUGGAGCGGCUUCCAUUCGGGGCAUGUACGACGAUAUGGUGGACAUCGCAUCGCAAUUGUUGCUGAAAUGGGAGAGAUUUGGUCCGAAUCAAUCAAUUGACCCCGCGGAAGAUUUCACGCGUUUAGCUUUGGAUACCAUCUGUCUCACUUCCAUGUCGUAUCGCCUGAACUCCUUUUACACAGAUGAUGUUCCAAGCUUCGCAAAAUCCAUGUUCAGCUUCCUCAAGGAAUCGAACAUGCGUGCCAAUCGCCCUUCGUUAAUCCAGGCGAUUAUGUCGGGUACCAACGCAAAGUACCAAGAGGACAUUAACGCUAUGACAGGACUUGCGGACCAAAUUGUGGCGGAGCGCAAGGCGAAUCCGAUAGACAAGAACGAUCUGUUAAAUAAAAUGUUGCUGGGUAGGGAUGCCAAAACGGGCGAAGGGCUGUCGGAUAAAGCCAUCACAAAUAACUUGUUGACCUUCCUCAUCGCUGGACACGAGACAACUUCAGGAACCCUCACGUUCAUCUGCUACUACUUACUCAAAAACCCCGAAUGUAUGCGAAAGCUCCGCGAAGAGGUGGACGACGUGUUGGGCGAUCAGCCCGUCCAACUGGGCGAUCUCAGCAAACUGCCGUACCUCGUUGCCGUUAUGCGCGAGACAUUGCGCCUUGUGCCUCCCGCAACGAUCCGCACUAUGACACCGAACGAAGAUACGACACUGGGUGACGGAGCAUAUGCCGUCAAAGCUGGUGUCAGUAUCGCUAUCCACACCGCAUGGGCGCAGAAGGACCCUGCGGUAUGGGGAGACGACGGGGAUGCAUUCAGGCCUGAAAGGAACCUUGACGGAAAGUUUGAAGCACUUCCGCCAAAUGCCUGGCAACCGUUCGGUUUCGGUAUGCGCGCCUGCAUCGGCCGUGCCUUUGCUUGGCAGGAGAUUCUCAUCCUCAUGGCGAGCAUCGUCCAGAAGUUCGAUCUCGUCAUGGAUGACCCCUCCUAUGAUUUGCGACUGAAGCAAGCGCUCACCAUCAAACCAGAUGGGUUCUAUAUCCGCGCAAUUCCCCGCGCUGGGAAACAUGCCUUGGUCGCUCCACGCUCGUCUACUUUGUUGUCGCAUGGGACCGCUGUUUCAAAGCCUGUGUCGGUCUCCAACAAUGGCGCGCAGAAGCAGCCAUUGUAUGUGUUAUAUGGGUCAAAUACGGGUACCGCAGAGUCAUUCGCGCAAAGGAUCGCCAGCGAAGCUCCUACGCAUGGUUUCAAGGCUACUUUGGGCACCCUUGACUCGGCCACUGAGCACAUUCCUACGGAUGGUCCCGUGAUAAUAGUGACUGCAUCUUUUGAAGGUAUAUUUGAAAUUGAACUUAGGCAACCUGCGGACAAUGCUGCUCACUUCGUGGAAUGGCUAACAAGUACCAAAGGCAACGAGCUCGCUAACGUUAAGUUCGGCAUCUUCGGCUGCGGCAACUCAGAUUGGGUGCAGACAUACCAGCGUAUCCCGACGCUUGUCGACGACCUUUUCGAGAAGCAUGGCGGACACCGCUUGAUUGAGCGCGGCGUCGGUAAUGCAGGCGCUGGUGACUUUUUCGAAGCCUUCGAUGAAUGGGAGGCUGGGUUAUGGCCGAUUUUGGCGAGCGAGUACCAAACAACGCAAUCAAAAUCUGUUGUAGGACUGCAGAUCAAGACCAUCGAUGAGGGUACUGUCCGCGCCACGGCUCUGCGUCAGCCAGAUGCUGCACUCGGCACUGUCGUUGAGAAUAGAUUGCUGACUUCUGCCACUGCUCCUGCUAAGCGGCAUAUAGAAUUCAAGUUGCCUAAGGGUGCAACGUACGGAGCGGGUGACUACUUGGCCAUCUUGCCAAUCAAUCCCAUACGUGACGUUCGUCGUGCAAUCGCUCGGUUUGGUCUUUCCGCAGAGCAGGAGAUCAUCAUCACAUCUGCAGGACCCACGCCUCUUCCAGUCGAUAAGCCAACGAGCAUCUUUACUAUUCUCUCUGGAUAUGUCGAGCUCUCGCAGCCUGCUACCUCGCGUGACCUCCGUGUUCUCACUGAAGCCACAGAGUCGGAACCGACUUUAGCUAAGCUCAAGGAACUCACUUCCAGCUAUCAAACCAAAGUGCUUGCGAAGCGGCUCAGCAUCUUAGACAUCCUGGAAGCUCAUCCUGAUAUUGAGCUGCCCUUCAGCACCUUCUUGCACAUCUUGCCGUCCAUGCGCAUUCGGCAGUACUCCAUCUCCUCCUCUCCGCUUUGGCACCCAGACCGCGUGACGCUGACGAUCAGCGUCCUCGACGCGCCUGCGAUGUCUGGUCGGACGGAGCCGUUCUUAGGAGUCGCGUCGACGUAUUUGGCAGAUCUCAAGCCUGGAGACCGAGUACAAUUGAGCGUGCGCGCGUCGGCUGCCGCGUUCCACCCUCCUGCAGACCCGACAGUCCCGAUGGUUAUGUUCUGCGCCGGCUCGGGCCUGGCUCCUAUGCGCGGAUUCAUUCAAGAGCGAGCGGCCCAGAAGCAGUCUGGUCGCGAUGUCGGCUCUAUCUUGCUGUUUUUUGGGUGCCGAAACCCGAGCGAUGAUUACUUGUAUUCUGACUCAGAUCUCGCAGAGUGGGUGAAACUCGGCGUUGUGGAUGUGCGUCCUGCGUUUUCGAGGGCGUCGGACCAGUCACUUGGCUGCAAGUACAUCCAAGACCGGAUCUGGCAUGAUCGCGCAGAUAUCUCUGAAGCCUUCAAGAAGGACUCCAAGGUAUGUGUAGGAUAUACGCCAGCCUCGCUCUCUGAACUGACUUUGUUGCAGUUCUUUACUUGUGGUUCUGGGAAAAUCGCGGUCGCGGUCAAAGAAAAACUCAUAGAGAUCAUCAAGGAUGGAGGAAAGACAGCGCCGGAGGAAGCAGUGGAGACAUUCGAGAGAAUUUCCAAGGGUAGAUAUGCAACUGAUAUAUUCGAGUAA
Molecule: messenger RNA, 3237 nt
Organism: Heterobasidion irregulare TC 32-1
Lineage: Eukaryota; Fungi; Basidiomycota; Agaricomycetes; Russulales; Bondarzewiaceae
Gene: cpr1
Product: bifunctional P-450:NADPH-P450 reductase
Exons: 20
Coding region: 1-3237 (1078 amino acids)
Cellular component (GO): cytosol
Molecular function (GO): flavin adenine dinucleotide binding; heme binding; aromatase activity
Source: RefSeq, a predicted model, not a curated record